Messenger RNA from Penicillium malachiteum, 1605 nucleotides. RefSeq names its product general substrate transporter. The record is from RefSeq and is a predicted model, not a curated record. Lineage: Eukaryota; Fungi; Ascomycota; Eurotiomycetes; Eurotiales; Aspergillaceae. The transcript has 5 exons. Gene Ontology annotation, biological process: transmembrane transport; carbohydrate transport. Gene Ontology annotation, cellular component: membrane. Gene Ontology annotation, molecular function: carbohydrate:proton symporter activity. The coding region runs from base 1 to 1605 and encodes 534 amino acids.
AUGGGUUCCGAUAUUGAAAAGACCGAGCAGUCGGAGAAGACUCAGGAGACGCAAACCGUUGGAGUUCAUCAUGCGGAGGUCUUGGGUAAAUCGGACCUCAUGAACGAUGCGUUGGAGGGAGAACAGCGGGAGCACGAGAUGGGAGUUUGGGAGGCCGCCAAGUUACACCCAUGGGCCUGCUUCUGGGCAUUUAUCAUGUGUUUCACCAUCGUCAUGGAAUCCUUUGAUAUGUUCCUUAACACCAACUUCGUCGCCCUUACCAGGUUCAAACGUAAUUUCGGCGUCGAGACCAGCCCCGGAGAGUGGUCUAUCCCUACCAAGUGGCAAAGCGCACUCUUCCAAUCUGGCCAGUGUGGUGCCUUCAUCGGAGUUUUUUUGGCAGGUCCCAUCACCAGCAAGAUUGGAUAUCGAUGGACCACAAUUCUCGGCCUGGUUUUGAUGAACGCUACAAUCUUCAUCUCCUUCUUCGCCGAUUCCCUGACAGUCCUAGUCAUUGGACAAGCAUUUGAAGGUCUGCCAUGGGGAUUCUUCAUUGCCAACUCUCCAGCCUAUGCGAGUGAAGUCGUGCCGAUUCCUCUUCGAGCCGCAGUCACUGCAACCCUCCAAAUGAGUUGGUCCAUUGGUUCAAUCAUUGUUGCGGGUGCCUCGAUGUCAUACAAUAACCGGAAUGAUGAAUGGGCUUGGAAGGCUCCAUUGGCGCUACAGUGGAUGUUCCCUCUCCCUCUAUUGAUCCUGAUCCUUUUCGCCCCUGAGUCCCCUUGGUGGCUGAUGCGUCGUGGGAGAAAGGAGGAGGCCCUGCGCUCGAUCAAGCGGCUCGGCAGCAAGACCACCGAGGAGGCUCAGCAAUCCUUGGCCAUGAUUGAGCGAACGAUUGAAAUUGAGCUUCAGAUGGGAGAUGCUCCGAACCUGCUAGAUUUGCUGAAGGGCACAGAUCGUCGACGAACUAUCAUCACCUGCUUAAUCUACACCUCCCAGAACUUUGCCGGUAACCUGAUUGCUAACCAGGCGACUUACUUCUUUGAGCAGGCUGGAAUGUCGACUGGAUUUUCCUUCAAGUUGAACCUCAUCACCACCUGUCUUCAAUUCGUGGCGAACGCAUGCUCGUGGUACUUUACAUCUCGGUUCAGUCGUCGAGGCGUCUAUCUCGGCGGCUUAGCCGUUAACAUCGUGUUCCUCUAUGGUCUCGCCAUCAUUUCCUCUGUGCCCCAGAAUGUUCACACCAACUAUGCUGUGGCGUGCUUCGGUGUCAUUAUUUCCGUCGUCUUUGCGGGUUCUCAGGGACCAAUCUCAUACACUAUCAUUGCAGAGACAUCCUCGGUCCGUCUUCGUCCACUCAGCACUGCUGUAGGCCGAGCCGCCUAUUACCUUACCGAGAUCCCAAUGAUCUACCUUUCCUCGAGAAUGCUGAACACUACCGGUUGGAAUCUGGCGGGCAAGUGUGGCUACGUGUGGGGAAGUACCGCAGUGGUCUGUUGGAUUACUGCGUAUUUCUGGCUUCCAGAGCUCAAGGGCCGCUCCUACCGUGAGAGCGACAUUCUCUUCAACCGCAAGGUGGCCGCAAGAGAUUUCAGCUCGACUGAGAUUGAUGAGAGAGACAAUGAGUAA